AUGAUUACUCUCAUCUUCCUAUUUGGAGCCGCAUGUGCGCAGCAGAACACUGCCUAUACAGAUAACUUUGCUCGAAUGACCAUGUAUCCUUUGAGUGCUGCCGCGUACUCAAACGAUCCGAUUAAGUGUGCCAAAAUCAUUGACCCGGAUGCAAAAGAGGUUGAACAAGUGACUAUAUAUUGCGGUGAUGAAAACACCUGUUCUGGCUAUACUGCUGUACUUCCCUCAAAAAAUGUGAUUGUCAUAGGCUUCAGAGGUUCUAAAACAAAAAAGCAGGCCUUGAGCAUAGUUGCAAAGACAAUUGCAACAAAGAGGUGCAGAUGGAAAGCUGAUACGGGACAAGUUGCAAAAUAUUUCUACGACGCUUUUGAUGGUAUUUGGAAUUCUACUAGUUCUGAAACAAGAAUGGGUGAUAAUGUGAUACGGCUCGUAAAAGACUACCCUUCCCACGAUAUAUGGAUCACUGGACAUUCAUUAGGAGGUGCAUUGGCGGCGUUAGCAGCUUCCUAUAUUGUUGAAUCUGGUAUUGUGCCUAAUGGUGAUAAAAUAAGGCUGGUAACAUUUGGUCAGCCAAAAGUCGGUGAUCGCAAUUUUGCAAAUCUGCUCAAUAAAAGGGUAAAGAAAAUAAAUCGUAAAUGGUUUUUUUUGAAAUACCAGAACUUUAAGAUAAAAUAUUCCUUCCGUGUUGUUCACCACCACGAUCUCGUCGUUCGUAUCCCCUUAUUUUUUUACACACAUCAGCGAACAGAGGUACUUACCUACUUUAUUAGCUUUCUUAAUCGCCGUUCUCACAAACAUUCAAAUCUAUGCAUUCAGAUCCUCUACAAAAAGGGUAUGCCUAAAGAUUAUACCGCCUACGAGAGACAUGCUCCAGCUUUUGGUCCUUCAGUUUUGAAGAUCACAUAUAUUAUUUCGGCCGAAACAUUAGCGAAUAUGGACAUUCCGGAUGCACGGGAACAUUAA
This is a messenger RNA of Strongylus vulgaris, 963 nucleotides long. NCBI's taxonomy places the organism in Eukaryota, Metazoa, Nematoda, Chromadorea, Rhabditida, Strongylidae. The record is from the annotation of a GenBank genome assembly.